Molecule: messenger RNA, 1442 nt
Organism: Moneuplotes crassus
Lineage: Eukaryota; Ciliophora; Spirotrichea; Euplotida; Euplotidae
Source: the annotation of a GenBank genome assembly
AUGUCGAUUUAUAAUGGGUUCCGGACAAGAGCUCUGGAGGAUAACUAUCUACAAUGCUUUUUUAAAUUGUGUGAACUGGUCCAGUUCAGACUAGUAUGAUUUUAUACAAGAGGAUUUGAAAGCCAAAAUACAGGACCUGAAGAAAUGGACGAUCAAGUAAUAUUUGCAAAGAUUCUAAGAUAUCUGAGGAGGAUGAACAAGUUGGAAAGCAAAUAAAUACUUACCACCAAAGUUCUCAAAAGCCUUUGUAGAUUUAUGGGGCUAUAUCGACUCAAGGAAUGUUGAAAUUAGUAAUUCAGAAAUCAGCACAACUAAAAAUACCUUCAGAAAUUUAACCAGGUCUGAAUUAUUUCAUAAAAAUGCAAGAUUUGGUAAAUAAAGAGCUGAGCUCUCACAAGAUCAAACAAUCAUUUGACUCGAGUUGUUCUAAUAACAGGAAUUCUGAGACUUUGCCAAACGGGGAUCAUUACUUAGCAUCCUCAUCUCCUAUGCAUUUGUCGUAUGAUGACCAGAAGAACACAAUUGAUAGAGCACCCCAUACCAGUUUAAUGGAGAGUAUUCAGGAAAAUACUCGUUAUAAGAGUAAGAGAAACUUUAAGCGUUCAAAAGUCAAUAAGCCAACUAAGAUUAGGCUUGGGUCUAAUAUCCUCAUGAAAGCAAGCUGUGAUACAAGUUCGGGGCAAAUUCCAGUCCAGAACAACAUUGUGAUGCCGAUAAUGAACUGUUACUCUCAGUGACAGUACAAUAUCAAUAUUUCAAAGCAAAGAGGAGCUUCUAAAUCCCAACUCAGCGGAGGAAUGAAUGUAGUAGAGCAAGUGGUCAGAAAAAGCAUGGAAUCUGCAGAGAUACAAAACAGAGCUAAUAAGAGAAGAGGAGAAACUGCAUCUGGAAUGAGAAAAUACAAGACAAAGUCAAAGGAAAAAUAUGACAAAGGCGAUGAAACUGAAUAUGGAAGUGAUAGUAGAUCCAAUCUCAGAGAGAAUAAAGGUUAUAGCAAGGUUAAAGUCAAAGAGAAAAGAGGUCCUCUGACAAUCUCUAAUGCCAGUGUUCGGUAUAAGACUCGACAAAGUAUUCCUAUUAAGAAAGAUCCUGUUAAGAAAUCAGUCCAUUACAAGAUGCUUAGAAAUGAGAUUAGAAAGUCAAAUGAUUUCGAGAUUAAACCGUUACUUAAUCCUGAGCAAGCAAAGAAGAAGAAUUGGAAGAUGCAAUUAAUACGCGACAUUGAGUCUAAACCAUCUAGCAGACCUGGAUUCUUAAGAAAUGACCCAAAAUUUAUUAACAUCAAUAGGAAUUACAACUACAAACAUAAGAUAAAUGUGAAGAACAAAAGGACUCCUAGUAGUGAGGAGCUGGACAAUACCAUAGAAACCCAAUAUAGCCCUAAGAGUUUGUACCAUUAACAGAUUAGCACCAUCUUAGAAGUAACACAGAAAAUAUCGUCC